AUGAUUGGUCAACAGAAAAAUAAUAAAACUCUGCAUCACCAAAACUACCAUUUAAUAGAAAAACCUGUAAUCAUUUUUGAAAUUCAGAUGCAUUUCAGAAUUAUCUUGGAAUAUUUUGAAGAAUACAAAUGUCCAGGUAUUGCUUUUUCUCUCCAGACCUCCAGAUAUGUUUCUAAUGAGCAGCCAUGUUUAAAAACAAAUGGACUAUAUGAUGAUCUUUUACUUUUAUCUAAGUUUUUUUCACUUUUUUCUGUUUCACAUUCAGGGCUCCUAUUUUAUUUAGUUUAUGUUUUCCAAUUUCUCCAUCUCUCUUUAAUGUUCUUUCUCAGGACUUUAAAUCAAAUGUAG
Molecule: messenger RNA, 348 nt
Organism: Rangifer tarandus platyrhynchus (Svalbard reindeer)
Lineage: Eukaryota; Metazoa; Chordata; Mammalia; Artiodactyla; Cervidae
Source: the annotation of a GenBank genome assembly